Aspergillus tubingensis is the source of this 933-nucleotide messenger RNA. RefSeq names its product MAM33 family protein. The record is from RefSeq and is a predicted model, not a curated record. Gene Ontology annotation, biological process: cytosolic ribosome assembly. Gene Ontology annotation, cellular component: mitochondrial matrix. NCBI's taxonomy places the organism in Eukaryota, Fungi, Ascomycota, Eurotiomycetes, Eurotiales, Aspergillaceae. The transcript has 5 exons. Bases 1 to 933 code for a protein of 310 amino acids.
AUGAUGUCCCUCCGCACUCUCGCUCGCUCCGUGCCUCGCACCAUCUCGCGCUCUGUCGCCGUCUCUUCCCGCUCCGCCAUUUCCCGGCCGGUGUCCGCAGUCCCCAAGAAUGCCUUCCAGUCCUCUCUGAAGCAGAUUACGAGACCUUCCUAUGCUGCUUUCUCGACGUCCCGCGCUUUCAAGCAGUCCCCUGCCGAAGGCGAUGUUGAGCUCGUCGCCAAGCUUGAGGACGAACUGAAGCACGAGAAGGCUUCUGGCCUUGAGGACCUCGAGUCCUCCGUUCAGAACAUCCAGUAUGUUCUUCAGAACAACUCUUGGGAGGUCAAGGACGUCCCUGGUGAGCAGGAGGUUGUCCUGACGAAGAAGUUCGGCAACGAGGAGAUCCGCCUCACCUUCACUGUCGCCGACCUUCAGAACCUCAGCGAGCAGGAGGACUUCGAUGAUGCUGCUCUCGAUGAGAUGGACUUCGGUGGCCACCAGCCCGUCAACCAGGGCCGCUCUGGCAACGUCUCUCAGCACGCUGAGGACCGCGUCGCUCCCGCUGACCGCGAGGGCGAUGAGUUGGACCGCGACCUUGAGCCUAGCUUCCCUGCCCGUGUCAACAUCACCGUUGAGAAGCCCAGCAACGGCGCCCUCCUGAUCCAGACUGUUGCUCAGGACGGCCUGUUCCAGAUCGAAGAGGUCUCCUACUUCAACAAGUCCGACCUGGCCCACGCCCAGACUGCCGAGAAGGACUGGACCAGACAGAGCAUGUACGCUGGUCCUCCCUUCGAGAACCUCGAUGAGGACCUGCAGACCUUCCUCGAGCGCUACCUCGAUGAGAGGGGCAUUAACGCCGAGCUUGCCAACAUGAUCCCCGACUACAUCCAGGUUAAGGAGCAGAAGGAGUACGUUCGCUGGCUCGAGAACGUCAAGAACUUCGUCUCCGCUUAA